CGGUGAGGGAACACGGAGGGCGCCAUAGCCACCGUAGUCGUGGCGACCAGGAAGCCCGGCAACAACAACAACAACCGCCCACCCUCCCUGCCUCUGCGCGAUUCCCGCCAAAAUCGAGAGAGAGCACGAUAGUCGCGACGACGUCCCCGCCCCCUCCCUCAGGGGACGAGGCCUCGCGGGGCCGGGACAGUCCAGGUUUAAUUAUAGGCAACUAGAACUACAUGCCAUAUAAUAAUACAACAUUUUUACUGGAAUAUGCAGUUUGGCUACAUGUGAAAACCAUUCCAUUCAAGAAAAAGGCUUACGUUACCGAAUUGCAGGCAGCCCAACAACAAUCACAACAACAGCAACAGUCUCAGCAACAGCCAGCAGCAACAGCAAACACAACAACACCAGUGGUGGUGGCAGCAGCAACUCAACAACAGUAUGUGGCAGAAUUGCAAGGUGCCCAGCAGCAACAGCAGCAGUCAACCCCAAAACAGUAUGUUACAGAAAUCCCAACUUCUCAGACACAGGCUCCACCCACUGGACAGCAGACACCAACGCCUGCGCCACAGCAGUACAUUGUAGUAACUGUUUCUGAAGGCUCCAUGAGGCCCAGCGAUACCGUUUCAGAGUCCAGUCCAGGGUCCACAGCUACACAGUCAGGAGUGCCGACUCAGGUGGUUCAGCAAGUCCAGGGCACUCAGCAGAGGUUAUUGGUUCAAGCCAGUGUACAAACAAAACCUGGAACAGUAUCUCCUCUGCAGCUUACAAGUGUGCAAGUUCCCCCACAGCGACUCGUGGUACAGAAUACACCACAAACUAGCAAAGGAGGAUCCAUAGCUUUGACUGUACAUGGUGUGCAACAAGUCCACUCUUCACCUGAGCGCUCCCCUGUCCAGAACAGUAACUCUGCCGCUAAACCAGGACAAGUACAGCAGCUCCAGGUCCACGGAGUCCAGCAAGUGCCUGUUGCACAAGAGAGAUCUGUUGUGCAGACAACUCCCACAACUCCCAAAGCAGGUACAGUGCAACAACUGGCAGUGCAAGGGCUCCAACAGGUUCAUGUUACCCAAGAGGUCCAGCAGCUUCAGCAGGUUCCUGUGCAGCAUGUCUAUCCUAAUCAGGUUCAGUAUGUGGAAGGAGGAGAUGCUAGCUACACAGCAAGUACCAUACGCUCCAACACUUACCCUUAUACAGAAACACCUCUCUAUACUCAAAACACUGGAGCAAAUUACUAUGAAUCCCAAAACACCCCGACGCAGGUCUCCAGUCCAGCAACCUCACAAACAGUGGCCAGCAGUGGCUCUGUACCUAUGUAUGUUUCUGGAGGACAAAUCAUAGCCAAUCCGAAUGGAAGCAGCAGUACAGCAGCAGGAGGAGGAGGAGGGGGAGGAGGAGGAGCACCAGCAGCAGCAGGAAAUGGUGCUGGUGGUGGUAGCACUGCUGGUGGAGGUAGCGGUGGUGGUGGAGGAGGAGGAGGAGGAGGAGCAGCUGGUGGCAGCAGCAGCACAGGGACCUAUGUGAUUCAAGGAGGUUACAUGCUGGGAAGUUCAAGCCAGUCCUAUUCACACACCACCCGUGCCUCUCCUGCAACAGUCCAGUGGCUGCUGGAUAACUAUGAGACCGCUGAGGGUGUGAGCCUUCCUCGCAGUACCUUGUACUGCCAUUACCUCCUGCAUUGUCAAGAGCAAAAACUGGAGCCAGUCAACGCAGCAUCUUUUGGAAAGCUGAUCCGCUCAGUAUUUAUGGGACUCCGAACUCGCCGGCUUGGAACCAGAGGGAAUUCUAAAUACCACUAUUAUGGGUUGCGCAUCAAAGCCAAUUCUCCAUUGCUGCGGCUCAUGGAGGACCAGCAACAUCUGGCCAUGAGGCAACAGCCUUUUUCUCAGAAGCAACGGCUCAAAUCCAUUCAGAAAAUGGAGGGCAUGACCAAUGGAGUAGCUGUAGGGCAGCAACAGGCCUCGGGGCUAUCUGAUAUCAGUGCCCAAGUGCAACAAUACCAGCAGUUCUUAGAUGCUUCUCGCAGCUUGCCUGACUUCACAGAGUUGGACUUACAAGGGAAGAAUCUCCCUGAGGGUGUUGGGGCUGAAGAUGUGAAGGCUUUCCAGUUGCUGUAUCGAGAACAUUGUGAGGCUAUUGUCGAUGUGAUGGUAAACCUGCAGUUCACACUGGUAGAGACACUCUGGAAGACUUUUUGGAGGUAUAAUUUGAACCAGCCCAGUGAAACCACCCCUAUUGUUAUCCAUGAUGAAGCAGAAAAGCGUCUCCCAAAGAGCUGCUUGGUGAUUCUGUCUAAGUAUGAGCCUGUUCUCAAAUGGACUAAAGACUGUGACAACUUGCUAUACCAGGGUCUGGUAGAGGUCCUCAUCCCAGAAGUGCUUCGGCCCAUUCCGAGUGCCUUGACACAAGCAAUCCGAAACUUUGCAAAAAGUUUGGAGAGCUGGUUGACAAAUGCUAUGAUGAAUAUUCCAGAAGAGAUGGUCCGAGUGAAGGUGGCUGCAGCAAGUGCCUUUGCCCAGACCCUGCGACGUUACACUUCUCUAAACCAUCUUGCCCAGGCUGCCCGGGCUGUUUUACAGAAUACAGCUCAAAUUAAUCAGAUGCUAAGUGAUCUCAACCGGGUUGAUUUUGCUAAUGUCCAGGAACAGGCCUCAUGGGUGUGCCGGUGUGAGGACCGUGUGGUACAGCGGCUCGAACAAGACUUCAAAAUGACUCUGCAGCAGCAGAACUCUCUGGAGCAGUGGGCAGUGUGGCUGGAUGGUGUCGUCAGCCAGGUCCUAAAACCCUACCAUGGCAGCCCCAGCUUUCCCAAAGCUGCCAAACAUUUUCUCCUCAAGUGGUCCUUCUAUAGCUCCAUGGUGAUUCGGGACUUGACCCUGAGAAGUGCAGCCAGUUUUGGCUCCUUUCAUCUCAUCCGCCUCCUCUAUGAUGAAUAUAUGUACUACCUGAUAGAACAUCGUGUAGCUCAGGCCAAGGGUGUGACUCCUAUAGCUGUCAUGGGAGAGUUUGCAAAUCUGGCAAGUUCCUUGAACCCUUUGGACCCUGAUAAAGAUGAAGAAGAGGAAGAAGAGGAGGAGAGCGAUGAGGAGAUGCCUCAAGAAUUGUCUCUUAGCUCCAAUGAAUCCAGCAGCCUAACAGCCGAGCCUAUGGAGCCACCCUCGAAACUGGCACGGACAGAUUCACGGGGCAUCUUUGUGCAAGCACUGCCUUCCAGUUAAAGAGGGAUAAAGGAGGGACUGACUACUAAGUGGCCAGCAGGAAGUCAGGGUGCAUCUUGCACUGCGUUGUGCUGCCCUGCGAUAAAGAUGUGCUGUUCCCUGUCUCCGAGUGGUAUGCAAUGCGCUUUCAUUUCAUCCCGUCCCUGGCCUACCUGUACCCAAUACAAACCAAGUAACAUCCCAGCAACACUCCCCACUAAAAGCCUGCCUGGUAGCACUGGGGGGUGCUUGGUUAGUGGGCUGGUCAUGGUUUCACUGAUUGGGUCAGUUUCUUUUUUUGACUACCUCCUUGAUUACCAUAGGUAGUCUGAAACUGGCUUAAGCCAUGACCCCUUCCACCCUGGGCUGAUUAUUGAAGGGAAUUUAUACCAAGCAUGGUCCCAGAUUACGCUGCUGGGAAUGCAUAAAACCCAUGCUUUGAGAUUAUAAAACUGGCCCAAGUUUACCAAGGGCCUAGCCUUUUCUGCCUUUUGGCAGAAGUAUGAUAUGCAGAGUCGCUGGCACACCUGAGUUGGUUGAGUCAUUGAAACUGAUUCUUGGUGAGUCAUUCCAUCCACUAGUUGGAUCAGGUUGAAUGUCAAUUAUAUUGUGGGAAACUCCUUGUGUCUGCCUGUUCCUUGAUGCUAAGCAUCUGUCUUACAGUACUUAAGGCUGCUGGAGUUUGGAUUUCCAGAAGCUUGGACCGUGAUGGUAAAUGCUUGGGUAUAGGUCAGGAAUUUGCAAGAAUUAGUCCAGCUUGAGUGAAAAGUUUGUGUAAUAAUCAGCAUUGAAUUCUUGAAGCUUUCUGUGGCAGUGGCUGAAUUUAUAAGUGGAUUUCUCAGUGCAGUAUAUGCAACUGGGCUUUCAGCUAUUCAAUGGUGCGAUGUUAUUUGGAAUAGGGCAGCAUACACUCUGUGUAGCUGUAAUUGUAUCCAAGUUUGGUUUGCCAUAGAUGUAUACAUAAUGUUCAUUACUAGGACAAAUGCCAUCUGCUGUGCCCGUCUUUGACCCAGCAAAAUUCUGGCUUUUUUUUUAAGAGGAAAAAAAGGGGGGGGGGAGAUUUCAGCAUCAUGGUUUCACUUGAUACAUCUCAAAAUUGUGUCUGCCACUCUAGAUUUUCUAAUAGAGCUCAUUCUAAUUCUUCAGUUGUCCAGUGCUAAUUUCUCCUGGACAAUUUAUCCGAAGCCCACUGUUAUGUUAAAAAAAAUUCAGCCUCACAUUAAAUGUCUAAAUUUAUGGAUGCUUAAUGUACAUUUGAAGUUCUGCUGCAAGGUUUUUUCUGUUUCUACUUUCCCCCUACUUUUUGGGAGCAGGGUGGCAAGCAGGAGUAAUGUUCUAUUCAUGUGCGUUUUUAUCAUCCCCGAAUACAGUUUUUGUAUGCAGCUUUCAGACUCUUGGUGCUUCUCCUGAUGAUUAUGAUACGCUUGCAACUUUUAGCCAAAUUCUGGAAUUACCUGAGACAUGUCAUGAAAUCCUACACUAUUAGUGUGAAGCCAGCCUAAGUGAGCCAUUUUUUGAACUCUGCUAGCACAUCAAACAUAACUAACUCAACCUGUUUUGCUAAUACCUUUUAUUUUCCAAGCCUUACAUUGUAAAGCUAGUGGCACUAAAAGUACAUUUAGCCUUGGCAGAUGCUGGGGCUUCAUUGACCAAGAAACAAUGUUUAGAAACCUCACUGUUGACUUCUUAAGGCCAUUACAGUGCUGGUGAUUGAAGUGGGGUUAAUUCUUUUUCAAGUGCUUGUAAUCCAAAGAUUGCCUGCUAUACAGGAAUAAGCUAGAAAGUGGGUAUAGGAACUGCUACAAUCUACACCACUAUGGAACAGGGUGCUUACUCAUCUCAGCCUAAACUUCUAUUAGCCCACCAUUACCUUAUUGCAGAAUAACUAGAACAGAAUGCAACAGAAACUCGACUGGUCGAAACAAUACACAGACAUUUCAUUGUCAACUUGCUGAGAAACAGGAAGCCAAAUGGACCAGAAAAUGAUUGGGGUAUAAAUGCAUACAAAACCAUAAGCAAGGAUCAGCAAUGCAGAUUUCCUUCCUACUUGAGAAGGGAUAACACAAAUGGUCAUUAUAAAUCAACUGGAUUCAUACUUCACCAACUGAAAUUGUUUUGACUUUACAGCUAUUUAGAAUUGAGCAUGAAGACUUGGGUUCAAUUAGCAGCAAAAGCUAUUUUAUUUUGCAGCUGGGCAAAAUUACUACAGUGCCAUUCUUCACUUUUUGACUAAAUCUUAAAGAUUACGUAAAGUGUACGCAUCUCUGUGAAAAUAAUUUUUUGUGUGCUUUCUAAAGAACUUAUUUAAGCACUAAAUAGCCAAUGGUUUUUGAAUCCAAAUUAAUGAUACUACUGUAAUAUUCCCCUGCAGAAGUCUUUUAACUAUGUGAAAUAUCUGUAGGCUUUUAAAUAAUACAGAUGGGCUGGAGUAAGCGGUCAAAACAAUAUCUUCUUAGAUUUCAACCCAUCUCUACAUGCUAUCUAUCCAUUUAGCCCAGGCUUCCAUGCAAAAGCGCUCAGUCUGAUAACCCAGAAGUUAGCCUGACAACCUAAAUUCCCUGAGCAAGAAAAUAAGCCUAUGAAGAGUACAUACUGCAGACAAAAGGCCUCUACUUGCUAUUCCUCCUUAGAACACCUCUCCACAGUGGAAACCAUAAUGAAAGAAACCCAUUUUUAAAAUAUCUUUAUUUCCAUCUUCAGCUAAAAGGCAAGGAGCUGAUCCAGCUGCUUCUAGUCCAGGAUAAGCUCCAAUGAAAUAAAUGCAGCUUCCUUAGCUGCAGGUGACAUUAGAGCACCAGGAUCACAUAUUUUGGGGUUUUAGUCAUCACAUUUGUUCUGUCCAAUUUCUUUUGCUACAGCAAGUCAAAUGUGUUUCAGGCACUGAACAUAAACUUGUUACCUUGUAGUCCCUUAAAUAUGUAAGCCUAACAAAGCUAUUUCUAGCAUAAAACUGUCUUUAACAUAGUUGUGAAGUGGCACAAUCUUGAAAGGGAGUAAAUAGAAAGAAAACAUAAAAGUUUUGGACCUUUCUGCUUUGCUCCUGAAGCAAAAUGCUGCCUUCGAGGAAAUUUUUUGCACAUAAAGCACCUCUUAGUUUUGAAUUACAGUAUAGAUAGUAUUUGCAAGAUGCAAGUGAGAAAGAAAUAUUCUCCCUUCCCUGCCUUUAUUAGAGGUGCCAGAGCCAAUAUCCCCUUGUAUAAGAACCCAGUCUUUCAGAGAAGCACCUUAAUUCCCCUAUCUGGCUCAACUAUCAUUUUCAUAAACGAUUUGCAGCACGUAGUAUCGAUGGUUCUACAGUUCGUUUCUUGUGGCAUACUUAAAAUUUCAAUUCCAUUGUCCUGGACAUAUGCAUACCUUGGUUUGUUGGAUGUACGAGUAUACCCAUCAGUGAAUAGUAUGUUUCGUGCCCCAACAGGAUAACCAAUGAUAUCUACAAGGACAAGCAUUAAUCAGGUUUUGAGAAAUAGAUUCCUCUGUUCCAGCAUUUCCCCCAGUCCUUGCUCUCCGAAAUGUAUGCAGAUUGACAUUUAGCUUUAUGACAGUCCCAAUUCUGGUAAAGAAAUGGAUCUAAUUGUUCACAAAAACCUUGCUUCUGUGAGCUAGCUAUUCUCUCUAUAAACUGCAUAAUGUUGGAUCCACCAAUCACACAAGACCAACAACACGAAUAAGCUUACCUUUGUAUUCAGUUGCUGCCUUACACAACAAAAUCCUUUCUCUCUGAACCAGAAUUAUCUCCAUUCACUAAGCAAAUUGGCUGCAGAGCAGCUAGGAACAGUUGUUAGCAAACCCAAGUCAGUCUGGAUUCUACAGAUUGCAGAAAUACUUGCCGAGUAUGUUUAGUAGCCCACACAAACCAGUCCUGUUCCCUCUCUGUGCUAGUAACUAAGCAAACAGAUCUGAUUACUUGCUACUCUAGUGAAAGUAAUCACUCUUCUGGUUUGUAACUGAAUAUUAGAUAUUCUAGUUUUAAACAAAAAUAUCUGUGCUUUUCUAUGUAAUAACUAAUUCUUGUUCUAUAAACCACCUAAAUAUUGUGAGAUUGGUGAAGAUAAAUUACUUGAUAUUUUUGGGUUUUUCAACCAUCAUGGCCUUAUUUGUUCAAUUUUUCCAGUGUUUUAAACCUGUGAUAUAGA
This is a messenger RNA of Notechis scutatus (mainland tiger snake), 7315 nucleotides long. RefSeq names its product regulatory factor X1 (gene RFX1). The record is from RefSeq and is a predicted model, not a curated record. Gene Ontology annotation, molecular function: RNA polymerase II cis-regulatory region sequence-specific DNA binding; DNA-binding transcription factor activity, RNA polymerase II-specific. Gene Ontology annotation, biological process: regulation of transcription by RNA polymerase II. Gene Ontology annotation, cellular component: nucleus. NCBI's taxonomy places the organism in Eukaryota, Metazoa, Chordata, Lepidosauria, Squamata, Elapidae.